CCAAGUCUCAAACUUGUAAAGGAACUUGAUCUAUUUUAUAACAAUGGGUGAUCCUACUGGCGAGCCGGGGAGCUCCAUGCAUGGAGUCACCGGUAGAGAACAGAGUUAUGCUUUCUCGGUGGCUUCACCAAUUGUGCAUACCGACAAAACGGCCAAGUUCGACCUGCCGGUGGACACAGAGCAUAAGGCAACGGUUUUCAAGCUCUUCUCCUUUUCCAAACCACACAUGAGAACGUUCCACCUCUCGUGGAUCUCUUUCUCCACAUGUUUUGUCUCGACAUUCGCGGCUGCACCACUUGUCCCCAUCAUCCGGGAGAAUCUCAACCUCACCAAACAAGACAUUGGAAACGCCGGAGUUGCCUCCGUUUCCGGGAGUAUCUUCUCUAGGCUGGUGAUGGGAGCCGUGUGUGAUCUUUUGGGUCCACGUUACGGCUGUGCCUUUCUUGUUAUGUUGUCCGCACCUACGGUGUUCUCGAUGAGCUUCGUGAGUGGAGCCGCAGGCUUUAUAACUGUUAGGUUCAUGAUUGGAUUUUGUCUGGCGACGUUUGUGUCUUGUCAAUACUGGAUGAGCACUAUGUUUAACAGUCAGAUCAUCGGUCUGGUGAACGGGACAGCUGCCGGUUGGGGAAACAUGGGUGGCGGCAUAACGCAGUUGCUCAUGCCCAUUGUCUAUGAAAUUAUUAGGCGUGCCGGAGCAUCAGCGUUCACGGCCUGGAGGAUCGCCUUCUUUGUUCCCGGUUGGUUACACAUCAUCAUGGGAAUCUUGGUGCUCACGCUAGGUCAAGAUCUGCCAGAUGGUAACCGAGCUGCCUUGGAGAAAGCGGGAGAAGUUGCAAAAGACAAAUUCGGAAAGAUUAUGUGGUAUGCCGUUACAAACUACAGGACUUGGAUCUUCGUUCUUCUCUAUGGAUAUUCCAUGGGAGUUGAGUUGAGCACUGAUAAUGUUAUCGCCGAGUACUUCUUUGACAGGUUUCACUUGAAACUUCACACAGCCGGGCUCAUAGCAGCAUGUUUCGGAAUGGCCAAUUUCUUUGCUCGCCCAGCAGGAGGAUGGGCAUCUGACUUUUCAGCCAAGUACUUCGGGAUGAGAGGGAGGUUGUGGACGUUGUGGAUCAUUCAGACGGCUGGUGGUCUCUUCUGUGUAUGGCUUGGCCGCGCCAACACCCUCGUAACUGCAGUUGUAGCUAUGGUCCUAUUCUCUUUAGGAGCACAAGCCGCUUGCGGAGCCACCUUUGCAAUCGUGCCCUUUGUCUCCCGGAGAGCUCUAGGCAUAAUCUCGGGAUUAACCGGGGCUGGGGGAAACUUUGGAUCAGGGCUCACACAGCUCAUCUUCUUCUCGACCUCACAUUUCACAACUGAAGAAGGGCUGACGUGGAUGGGAGUGAUGAUAGUUGCUUGCACGUUGCCUGUGACCUUAGUACACUUUCCUCAGUGGGGAAGCAUGUUCUUGCCUCCGUCCAAAGAUCCAGUCAAAGGUUCGGUGGAGCACUAUUAUGUUUCGGAGUGGACUGAGCAAGAAAAACAGAAGAACAUGCAUCAAGGAAGCCUUCGGUUUGCUGAGAACGCCAAGUCGGAGGGUGGCCCCAGCGCCCGCUCUGGGAACACACCCAACAAUGCUUGAUCGUACUGUUGAUGUCUACAAGCAUCAAAGAUUUCAAUUAUGUGAAAUGGAAACAAACCUUGGGGAAAUAAACACCUAUUUAUUUUUCCAGUAUUCUAUUAUUGCGUUUUGCUUUUGCCUCUCUUGAUGUUUCUUUUGUAUGUUUGUACCGAGCAUUUUUUAAUUAAAAGCUCUUUUUGAUUGAA
Messenger RNA from Camelina sativa (false flax), 1806 nucleotides. Its product is annotated as high-affinity nitrate transporter 2.1-like. Lineage: Eukaryota; Viridiplantae; Streptophyta; Magnoliopsida; Brassicales; Brassicaceae. The record is from RefSeq and is a predicted model, not a curated record. Gene Ontology annotation, biological process: transmembrane transport. Gene Ontology annotation, molecular function: nitrate transmembrane transporter activity.